AACACAGUUCAAUGCUCAUACUGGCUCAUACAUAUAAUUCACCAUGACAAACAUGCCCGUAGACCUGUCUACAGUUUCUUGAGAUAAUUACAAUUAAAUAAAUUACAUAUCUUCUUGUAUGAAUCAAACCAGUGUACAUAUUUCUCUUGAGACGAACCCACGUUUUAUCUCGCGAUGACUGUCAUAGUUGAAGACAAAAAUGGUACUUACUCUUACGAUGAAGCUGUCGAACUUACUGGUCAUGGGCGCUACAACUACCUGAUGCUGCUAGCAUGCAGUGUCUCCACCAUUGGCGUCGCCAUGGACAUGUUCGGUUUCAGCGUGGUGGUGGCCGCCGCCAGCUGCGACCUCCAACUGACCUUGGCUAUCUCCGGCCUGCUCAACUCCGUGCCGCUUGCUGGUAUAAUAUUCGCGUACCCUUGGGGCUACUAUGCGGAUACACGCGGGCGGCGGCGUGCGCUGCUGCUGUCUUCAUCUGUAGGGUUCGUGUUAGCCGUGCUCACCAGCCUGGCGCCGUCCUGGCAGGCCAUGCUGGUGUUGAAACUCAUUGGCUGCAUCUUCUCAACAGCAGCGUACACACUAACAAUGACGUACCUGGGCGAGUGUACGGGCAGCGUGCGCAGGCGCCGGUACCUAUUCGUCAUGAACAGCUUCAACCUGCUGGCCGACUUCAUCUUUUACUUUUUAGCGUACCUGAUCCUGCCGCUGACCUUCUCCAUCGCGAUCCCCUGGCUGGGCAUCUCGCUCCGACCUUGGAGGGUGUACUCUCUCAUACUUGCGGCACCGCUGGGGCUCGGAGCUGUGAUGCUGCUGAUGCUACGGGAGAGCCCUAAACUGCUCGCCAGUAGGGGAAGGAUGGAAGAAGCUUUGGAUGUCUUGAGGAAGAUGUAUGAGUGGAACGGUGGCAAUAAGGACGAUUAUCCUGUGAAAGUCCUGUCUAUGGAGAACGUCCAGCAGUCGUCUGGUGAGAAUUUGUGGCGAUCCGUCGUCAGCCAGACGGUGCCUCUCUUCAAACCUCCGCUGCUCUGGCGGACCAUGCAGCUGUUCUACCUAUUUGCCAUCUGCACUUCCACCAACAAUGUGUUCCUCCUGUGGUAUCCGAUGAUCGUCAACCUGUUCUUCAACUCCCACGCCAGCGGCGCUGCGGUGGAAGACCAGAGCUUCUGCCAGAGAGUCGUCGCCAAUAUAUCCACUUCUAUCGAGGAUGACAAUUACGUCUGCGACGACACGAUAUCCCUGUCAACGAUGUACGCAGGUAUGCUGUUGGGUGUGGUCUUCGCUCUCAUGAACCUUGCUGCUUCCGCCGUUGCUGCUUAUAGGAAGCUGGUGCUAAUGGUCAUCUUCCUGAUAUCAACGGUCUGUCUGGCCCUGGUGGAGCUGCUCAGAGAGCCUGUCAGCAAUAUGGUAGCGUUCACCAUGGUGCAGUGUACUGCUGUUGGGGUAUCCAGUGUCGCGUCAUACUUCGUGGAUCUGUAUCCCACUGCUUACAGAGGGCUGGGCACGAGCCUGGGCAUCAUGUUCGGACGACUGAUCGCCCUGGGCGGGGUCAACUUAGUCGGAGCCAUCAUUAUUGACCACUGCACGGCCACUUUUUACUCCUGGAUGGUCUUUGUUGCUAGUGGUAUCGUGGUAGCUCUAUUUCUACCAAAAGACUCGAAACAAUACAAAUAGAAUUAAAUAACUUCAAAUAAGUGUACUUAAGUGUAUUUAAUAAGUCUACUUUAUAAGUGUAGUUUAUUGUAUAAGUGUAGAUUUAAGAAUCAUGUUAGGUACUAAGUAUGUGUUGUUUUUAUUAUGUGUUUUGUUUGAUUGUAAGUUGUGUGUUACUCCGUGUUUUAAAUUAUAUAUUUGUUUUGUAUUUGUU
Messenger RNA from Pectinophora gossypiella (pink bollworm), 1864 nucleotides. Its product is annotated as synaptic vesicle glycoprotein 2C-like. The transcript has 10 exons. Lineage: Eukaryota; Metazoa; Arthropoda; Insecta; Lepidoptera; Gelechiidae. The coding region runs from base 175 to 1671 and encodes 498 amino acids. Gene Ontology annotation, molecular function: transmembrane transporter activity. The record is from RefSeq and is a predicted model, not a curated record. Gene Ontology annotation, biological process: transmembrane transport. Gene Ontology annotation, cellular component: membrane.